CCAGCCGGAAGAAACUGGAAAAUUGAGUGACCUACUAGAAGGAGAUAUGCUUGUUUUUGCCAAGGUCUCUCCUCAACUGACUAUUUAAAGGGAGGCGCUCUAGCUUGACCGGCAUCAUUCCUCCUCACCUCCUCGCCUAAGAGACAUUAAGCCAACGAUCACCCCAAGAUGUACAAGCUCCUGAUCUUCCCAAUUUUGGCCGCCGUGGCCAUGGCCCAGGUCCAGAACCCAGCCCUGGCUCCCCUGACCCGCCUCAGCAUCCAGGACAUCGAGCAGGUCAUGCAGGAUUCAGGAAGGGUCAAGUUCAUCGUGACCUGCCUCUUGGCCAAGAAGCCCUGCCCUGAGGAUCCAUUGGCUGAUCCUGUCCAGGUUCUGGUCAGGGGCUGGGCCGACUCCAAGACCAUCUGCGGAGACUGCUCCCACGACGACCAGCGCAAGACCAGGACCAUGAUCUCCAUCCUCCAGCAGAGGUACAGAGACGACUACAACAACGUCGCCAAGGCCUACGGACUCGCUUAAACGCCCGGGGCGCCUUGUUUACCAAAGACCAAACAAUCAAGCAGAGGUCUGUCAACGCCCAGUUGAAAUGAUGUCCCUAAAUCAUUUUUUUUUUUUUUUUUGAUAGGGCGCCACUUUCAUGAACGGUUCUUCUCUCCCACAACUCUCCUCCUUCCUUCUUGAUUAGCCGUUUUUGACGUUUUAACUUGUUAUUUGUUGUUUGUUUGUUUGGGCCUUGUGAAAUUCACGCAGUCGACUUCUAUCGUUGCAAAUCUAAAGAUCACAGAAUGUAUUUCAUCUCAUGUUAGUAAUUACAAUCUGGAAUCCCGAGGUUUGUAACCGGGCGGAGGUCGAGUGCUUGAACGCACGGGCAAAAAUAUUCAAUUGUCGGCUGAAGAAUUUAGGUAUUUUAUAGUCAUUGGGAACAAUCGGUGAUUUAUUGUUAUCUUCCUCUUUCCUAGUUGUGGAUAGACCCAUUUCUAUAUCUAAUAUAUAUGAAAUAAAACUAAAUCUUCUAAUAA
Macrobrachium nipponense is the source of this 1019-nucleotide messenger RNA. RefSeq lists its product as uncharacterized. The record is from RefSeq and is a predicted model, not a curated record. Lineage: Eukaryota; Metazoa; Arthropoda; Malacostraca; Decapoda; Palaemonidae. The coding region runs from base 169 to 519 and encodes 116 amino acids. The transcript has 3 exons.